CAUGGAGUCCGCACAUCCUCAAAACAUUGAAAACAGUACAGGCUCCGCAGAACCAUCUUCUGGACAUUCGAGCCCUGAAGCGUCAAUGUCUGAAGAUACGACGUCUAUCAGUUCAUCCAAGUUGUCGUCAUACGAGAAGGCGAUACGAGCCUUGAACGAAAGACUGGAAUAUACUCAACUACAACUCUCUCUGAAGGAGUUAGAAUGCCAAGCUCUCCUCAAGGAGAACCAUGAGCUAAAAUUUACAAGGUCGGUGAAGUAA
Messenger RNA from Acaulospora colombiana, 262 nucleotides. The record is from the annotation of a GenBank genome assembly. Lineage: Eukaryota; Fungi; Glomeromycota; Glomeromycetes; Diversisporales; Acaulosporaceae.